AUGGGAGACCGUAACAGAAAACCACAAGUACCUAAAGGCUGGGUGGCUGUAUGGGAUGAGAAAUAUAACGAAUGGUUUUACGUCGACGAAUCCACCGGCAAAUCACAAUGGGAAGCACCACCAGGUACCACCUUUCCUCCAGAUAACAAUCCUCCUGCUUAUGAUAGACCAGGCGCCCCACCAACUCAAAGCCAGCGGGGUUUUCAACAACAACCAUACGUACAACAACCAUACGUACAACAACCAUACGUACAACAACCAUACGUACAACAACCAUACGUACAACAACCAUACGUACAACAACCCUACAUGCAACAACCAUAUACAGUGCAACAACCCCAGAAAUCUAGUAAAUCUGGGAUGGGUGGCAUGCUAGGUGGUGCAGCGCUGGGUGCCAUGGGGGGUCUUUUGUUGGGAGAAGCCUUAGAUAAUGAUCAUUAUACGGAGAAUGUUUAUAUUGACAAUAGCGGGGGUGACUUUGACGGAGGAAACUUUGACGGAGGCGGCUUUGACGGAGGUGAUUGGUGA
Messenger RNA from Pichia kudriavzevii, 528 nucleotides. RefSeq lists its product as uncharacterized. The transcript has 2 exons. Bases 1 to 528 code for a protein of 175 amino acids. Gene Ontology annotation, molecular function: protein binding. The record is from RefSeq and is a predicted model, not a curated record. NCBI's taxonomy places the organism in Eukaryota, Fungi, Ascomycota, Pichiomycetes, Pichiales, Pichiaceae.